UUUUAUUGGUGUAUAGACAGGAAGUGAUUGAGCUGCGCUGAAGCCGGCGCUUUGCCCUCACCCUUCUGUCUGUCUGUUUUAUGAUCAGUAGAACGUGUGUGUGCGCCUUCCACUGAGAGAGCGGUGUAAUGAUAAAAGCCGCAUUUGCGGUACGCUCCUCUCACCUCAUAUAAGUCAGGAAAAAACGGAGAAACCGCCUUAUUUCGUUCCUCCUCGAGCCCUAGACGUAUCCACGUCUCGGAGAACAUUGUGAAGCAGCACCAUGUCCAGGCCGUCAGGGGGCGGUGUUGCCAAUGAUGUCACCCGCUUCCUGUCCACGGGGGCGGUGCCAGGCUCGCCCACUUCCUCUACCCCCACUGGCCACGUAUUCUCCGCCUCCAGCCAGGCUGAUUGGGCGGCAAAGAGGCUCGUCUGGGUUCCAUCCGAGAAGCACGGCUUUGAGUCUGCCAGUAUCCGUGAGGAGCGUGGGGAUGAGGUGGAGGUGGAGCUAACAGACAGCCAGAGGAAGCUGACCCUGUCCAGAGAGGAGGUCCAGAGGAUGAAUCCUCCCAGGUUCAGUAAGGUGGAGGACAUGGCUGACCUCACCUGUCUCAACGAGGCCUCCGUCCUACACAACCUCAGAGAGAGAUACUACUCUGGCUUGAUAUACACAUACUCGGGCCUGUUCUGUGUGGUGAUCAACCCUUAUAAGAACCUGCCCAUCUACACAGAGUCCAUAGUGGAGAUGUACCGAGGGAAGAAACGCCAUGAGAUGCCCCCUCACAUCUACGCUAUAUCAGAGGCUGCCUACCGCAGCAUGCUACAAGACAGAGAAGAUCAAUCUAUCCUCUGCACCGGCGAGUCUGGCGCAGGGAAGACAGAGAACACUAAGAAAGUCAUCCAGUAUCUGGCUCAUGUGGCCUCGUCCCAUAAGACUGGAACUCUGGGUAGAAACAAGGAGGCCUCACAGAUGGAUGGCAGUAGGUCGUUGCCCCGGGGCAGUUCCAUGGUGAACAGGAGUGUGCAAUAUGGGGAGCUAGAGAGACAGCUGCUACAGGCCAACCCCAUCCUGGAGGCCUUCGGAAAUGCCAAGACCGUCAAGAACGACAACUCCUCCAGAUUUGGCAAAUUCAUCCGUAUUAACUUUGACGUGGCUGGAUACAUUGUCGGUGCCAACAUUGAGACCUACCUGCUGGAGAAGUCGAGGGCGAUCCGCCAGGCCAAAGAUGAAAGGACCUUCCACAUCUUCUACCAACUCAUGUGUGGAGCUUCAGAGGCCACCAGAGCAGACCUUCUCCUUGGUAGUGCUGACCAGUACAGGUUUCUGAGUGGAGGGGCUAUUCCUGUUCCAGGCCAGAGUGACGCUGACAACUUCACCCAGACCAUGGACUCUAUGACCAUCAUGGGAUUCACACCAGAGGAGUCUCUGUCCAUGUUGAAGGUGAUCUCUGCGGUGCUCCAGUUUGGGAACAUCUCGUUCACUAAGGAGAAGAACCAGGACCAGUGCUCCAUGCCAGACGACACGGCUGCCCAGAAACUGAGCCACCUGCUGGGCAUCAGCGUGCUGGAGUUCUCCCGGGCCAUCCUCACCCCCAGGAUCAAAGUAGGACGCGAGUACGUCCAGAAGGCCCAGACCAAAGAACAGGCUGACUUUGCAGUGGAGGCGUUGGCUAAAGCUACAUAUGAGCGUCUGUUCCGUUGGCUGGUCCACAGGAUCAACCGAGCGCUGGACCGCAGACAGAGACAGGGAGCCUCUUUCAUAGGCAUACUGGACAUAGCAGGCUUUGAGAUCUUCCAGCUGAACUCAUUUGAGCAGCUGUGCAUCAACUACACCAAUGAGAAGCUGCAGCAGCUGUUCAACCACACCAUGUUCAUCCUGGAGCAGGAGGAGUACCAGAGGGAGGGCAUCGAGUGGAGCUUCAUCGACUUCGGCCUGGACCUGCAGCCCUGCAUCGACCUCAUCGAAAGACCGGCCCAGCCCCCUGGUGUGCUGGCCCUAUUGGAUGAGGAGUGUUGGUUUCCGCGGGCGACAGAUCGUUCAUUUGUGGAUAAGCUGUCUGCUGAGCAGGGGACACACCCUAAAUUCUUCAAACCACGACAAAUACGACAAGAGGCCGACUUCGCCAUCAUCCACUACGCAGGGAAGGUGGACUAUAAGGCAGAUGAUUGGCUGGUGAAGAACAUGGAUCCUCUGAAUGACAACAUAGCGUCUCUCCUCCACCAGUCCUCUGAUCACUUCAUCUCUGAGCUCUGGAGAGAGGAUAUUCAGACUCUUCCUCGAGUAUAUUUCUUUGACUCCUAUGCCACACUGCAGACCAAUGGCUCUGACAUGGAGAGGCCCGUAGGGCUGGACCAGGUGUCCAACGACACCAACAGUGGGCCGGUCAACUUCGGGGCAGGGCUGAAGACUAAGAAGGGGAUGUUCCGGACCGUGGGACAGCUCUACAAGGAGUCCCUCACCAAGCUGAUGGCAACACUACGCAACACCAACCCUAACUUCCUCCGCUGUAUCAUCCCCAACCACGAGAAGAAGUCUGGUAAGCUGACUCCCCAUCUAGUUCUGGACCAGCUGAGGUGUAAUGGAGUCUUAGAGGGGAUCCGUAUCUGCAGACAGGGCUUCCCCAACCGCAUCCCCUUCCAGGAGUUCAGACAGAGGUAUGAGAUCCUGACUCCUAAUGCUAUCCCUCGUACCUUCAUGGACGGGAAGCAGGCCUGUGAACUCAUGAUCAGUGCGUUGGAGCUGGACCGUAACCUGUUCAGAGUUGGGCAGAGCAAAGUGUUCUUCAGGGCUGGAGUCUUAGGCCACCUGGAGGAGGAGAGAGACCUGAAGAUCACUGACACCAUCAUACGCUUCCAGAGCGCUGCCCGAGGAUUCCUCGCGCGCAGGGCCUUCCUGAAGAAGCAGCAGCAGCUGAGUGCUAUGAGAGUGAUGCAGAGGAACUGUGCUGCCUACCUCAAACUCAGGAACUGGCAGUGGUGGAGGCUGUUCACCAAGGUGAAGCCUCUGCUGCAGGUGACUCGUCAGGACGAGGAGAUCCAGGUGAGGGAGGCGGAGCUUAAGAAUGCCAAAGACAACCUGACCAGAGUGGAACAGGACUACACUGAUCUGGAGAAGAAACACAUACAGCUGAUGGAGGAGAAGGCGGUGCUGACAGACCAGCUGCAGGCGGAGGCGGAGCUGUUUGCUGAGGCGGAGGAGAUGAGGGCCAGACUGGUCAGCAGGAAGCAGGAGUUGGAGGAAAUCCUGGGGGAGCUGGAGGGACGAUUGGAGGAGGAGGAGGAGAGGGGCGUUCAGAUGACCAAUGAGAAGAAGAAGAUGCAGCAGCACGUGACGGAUCUGGAGGAGCAGUUGGAGGAGGAGGAGUCGGCCAGACAGCGCCUCCAGUUGGAGAAGGUUACCAUGGAGACCAAGGUCAAGAGUCUGGAGACAGAGAUGCUGAGCACUGGAGAACAGAGAGACCGCCUCAGCAAGGAGAAGAAGCAGCUGGAGGAGAGGUUGAAUGAGGUGACAGACUCGCUGACUGAGGAAGAGGAGAAGACCAAGAGUCUCAACAAACUGAAAAACAAACAGGAAGCAGUCAUUGCUGACCUGGAAGAUCGGUUGAAGCGUGAGGAGCAGGGCCGUCUGGAGCAGGAGAAGUGGAGGAGGAGGAUGGAGGGAGAGGCUGUGGAAGCCCAGGAGCAGCUCUCUGACCUGGGACUACUGUCCGCUGAACUCAGGGGCACCCUGGCUCAGAGAGAGAAGGAUAUCACAACCCUACAGGGAAGGUUGGAGGAGGAGGGUGCACGAAGGACUGAGGCUCAGAGGGCUCUGAGAGAGGCCAUGUCUCAGGUGUCAGAGCUGAAGGAGGAAGUGGAGAAUGAACGAGGGAUGAGAGAGAGGGCAGAGAAACAGAGGAGAGACCUGGGGGAGGAGCUGGAGGCCUUGAGGACAGAGCUGGAAGACACACUGGACACCACGGCGGCCCAGCAGGAACUCAGGUCUCGUAGAGAGGCAGAGUUGGGGGAGCUCCAGAGGUGUGUUGAGGGGGAGACGAGACGUCACGAGGCCCAGCUCUCAGAGCUCAGAGUCAAGCACUGCUCUGCCAUAGACAACCUGCAGGAACAACUGGACAACAGCAAGCGGGCCCGUCAGGCCCUAGAGAAGGCCAAGACUCUAUUAGAGGACGAGAGGGUGAGCUUGGCCUCAGAGCUGAAGUCCCUGCAGGGGGGCCGCAUGGAGAGUGAGAGGGGCCGCAAGAGGGCCGAGGGCCAACUCCAGGAGCUGACCGCACGCCUCGCACAGGCCGACAGAGAGAGGGAGGAGAGAGAGGAGCGACUGCACAAGCUGCAGUCUGAGAUGGAGACCCUCUCUAGUUCUCUCUCCUCCUCUGACUCUAAAUCCCUCCGUCUCAACAAGGAGGUCAGCAGCCUGGAGAGCCAGCUCCACGACGCUCAGGAGCUACUUCAGGAUGAGACUCGUCAGAAGCUGGCUCUGGGCUCCAGGGUGAGAGCUCUGGAGGAGGAGAGGAAUGGACUGAUGGAGAGAGUGGAGGAGGAAGAGGAGAGAGCCAAGGAUCUCUCCAGGCAGAUACAGACUCACACUCAGCAGCUGGCUGAGUUGCGGAGGCAGUCGGAGGAGGUGAAUGGGGCGGUGGAGGCAGGAGAGGAGACGCGCAGGAAACUUCAGAGAGACCUAGACCAGGCCGUCCAGAGAGAACGACAGAAGGAGGAGGAGAAAGAACGUGUGGAGCGUCAGAGGGAGAGGCUGAGGGAGGAGAUAGAGGACAUGACCCUGGCCCUGCAGAGAGAGAGACAGAACUGCACCACCCUGGAGAAGAGGCAGAAGAAGUUUGACCAGUGCCUGUCAGAGGAGAAGGCGGUGAGUGCCCGGCUGGCUGAGGAGAGAGACAGGGCCGAGGCAGACAGUAGAGACAAGGAGACACGCUCCCUGUCACUGGCACGAGCCCUGCAGGAGGCCCAAGAUCAGAGGGACGAGCUGGAGAGAUCUAACAAGCAGCUCCGCAUAGACAUGGAACAACUAGUCAAUCAGCAGGAUGACGUGGGGAAGAAUGUGCAUGAAUUGGAGCGUUCCCGGCGGGCCCUGGAGACAGAGGCAGAGUCCCUGCGCACUCAGACCCAGGAGCUGGAGGAGGAGCUGGGGGAGGCAGAGAACUCCAGGCUGAGGCUCGAGGUCACCCUCCAAGCCCUCAGGGCCCAGUUUGAGAGAGAGAUCAGCACCAAGGAGGAGAAAGGAGAGGAGAAGAGGAGGUCUCUCAACAAACAGGUGAGGGAGUUGGAGACCCAGCUAGAGGAGGAGAGGAGUCAACGCUCUCAGGCCAUGUCCGUCAAGAAGCAGCUGGAGGCGGAGCUACAGGAGGCUGAGGCACAGGUGGAGACAGCCAAUCGCGGCAGGGAGGAGGGGCUUAGGCAGCUACGGAGACUGCAGGUUCAGAUGAAGGAGGUGCUUCGUGAGCUGGAUGAGUCCAAGCUGGCCCGUGACGAGGUGGUCGUCCAAUCAAAAGACACAGAGAAGCGCCUGCAGACCUUGGAGGCGGAGUUACUGCAGCUUACAGAGGAUUUAUCAGUGUCUGAGAAGAUGAGGAGACAGGCCCAGCAGGAGAGAGAUGACAUGGCUGAUGAGAUCGUCAACAGCUCUACCGGGAAGUCUGCUCUGUGUGAUGAGAAGCGGAGGUUGGAGGCGCGAGUCACUCAGCUGGAGGAGGAGUUGGAGGAGGAGCAAAGCAAUGCUGAACUAGUGGCCGAGAGACACAGGAAGACUACACUUCAGGUAGAGACUCUGACGGUGCAGCUGCAGGGAGAGAGGACCCUGGGCCAGAAGGCUGAGGGGGCCAGGGAGGCUCUGGAGAGGCAUAACAAGGAGCUGAAGCUGAAGCUGGGGGAGAUGGAGGGAGCUGUCAGGGGAAAACACAGGCUCAGUGUCGCCGCCCUGGAGGCCAAGAUGGACGGCAUGGAGGAGCAGCUGGAGCAGGAGAGACAAGAGCGAGCGAUAGCCAACAAGCUGGUGAGGAAGACAGAGAAAAAACUGAAGGAGGUGAUGAUGCAGGCAGAGGACGAGAGGAGACACGCAGACCAGUACAGAGAACAGUUGGAUAAGUCUAUGGGCCGGCUGAGGCAGCUGAAGAGGCAGCUCGAGGAGGUGGAGGAGGAUAACUCUCGCUCCAACGCCCAGAGACGUAAACUGCAGAGAGAGAUGGAGGAGCUGACUGACAGCUCCCAGAGCAUGACCCGCGAGAUCACCGCUCUACGCAGCCAUCUCAGUCUGCCUCACACUCCACUCCAUCCACUCAGCAUCACGACAUCUGAACGGAAACCAGAGAAGCGUGCUCCGAUGCCCCUUGGGAUGCGUUCAGGUCGCAGGGCGUUGGUGGAUGAUCUGUCGUGUGAGAACUCUGACUCGGAGGAGCCCCCCCCCUCCCCGACCCCUUCUUCUGGUACUGGCCCCGGAACUGGCCCCGGCACCCCCACCCCCCCCUCUGAAAACAACAGUCUGGGACCCCCCCCACCAUACAGCCUCAACGACACUGAGUAACACACACACAAACACUCACUCACACACACGCAUACAUACAGAUACAUACUCACACAGACGCAUAGGCCUGCAUUCAUGUAUAUGUACACAUAGGUCUGCAUACAUGUAUAUGUACACAUAGGCCUGCAUACAUGUAUAUGUACACAUAGGCCUGCAUACAUGUACAUACAAAUACACCCUCACAUAGACUGACUUACUGAUCCUGCACAUCUUUAAACUAUUUCCUCAGCAGUCCAAACUAGAACAGAGAGCAUACACUCUCUCUCUCUCUCUCUCUCUCUCGCUCUCGCUCUCGCUCUCUCUCUCUCUCUCUCUCUCUCUCUCUCUCUCUCUCUCUCUCUCUCUCUCUCUCUCUCUCUCUCUCUCUCUCUCUCUCUCUCUCUCUCACACACACACACAAUUUAAGGGGGGAAGAGGAUUCAUUGAUGAUUUGUGAGCAAGAAUAUGGACUGUAAUCUCACUGGGGGAAACUUCAUCUCCCAGAAAUCUGAGGGAAAGUGAAUUAUAU
This is a messenger RNA of Salmo salar (Atlantic salmon), 7019 nucleotides long. Lineage: Eukaryota; Metazoa; Chordata; Actinopteri; Salmoniformes; Salmonidae. The record is from RefSeq and is a predicted model, not a curated record.